GGCGGUAGUAGAAGCUAGCGGUGUACAGUAACCAGAGUAAUACAAGCGAUCGCGGACAGUUAACGUCUCGCUGGACUUAUAUGAAUGACUAUACUAUGCGCUAUCAUAGCAGCAUACAUUGACAGAAUUGUUAACAAGUGUGGUGUUUGAUUGGAAAUUGUCGCGUGGUAAUGGGGCCAGUUAGCUAAAAGAAGGCACUGCCACCAAAGCGUUAGCCAGAAAGUGAUUGAGUUACCUCGGCUUGCUUGCCAGGCACUUGACACCAGUAGCAGGCUAACGUAACUUACUUGACUUUGAUCUGUCAGCGCUAACUGUUUUUCAUCCUGUUGAAAGUAUUCGUUGGGCAUAUCCAACAGAUGUCUAGGGGAUGACUGUCUGCAGUGUUCUGUAGUAAUCAAGGGUCAAAGGUCAGGGGUCAGCCAUGAACUCGGUGUCCCCCAGCUCGGCCCAGUACGUCGGCAAGAGCUCUGAGACGAAGGGCGGCCACUUUGGGCACGUUGCCGAUGGCAACCGCAACGAGGGGGAGCCAGACGAGGUGGACCGUCUGAAGACCAAACUGAUGUCCGCCUGGAACAACGUCAAAUAUGGCUGGUCAGUGAAGUCCAAGACCUCCUUCAACAAGACCUCUCCCCUCUAUCUGCUCGGACAUUCCUAUCUGUUCAACCGUGAAGAUGAGGUGGAGCGUUUCUCUCUGGCAUUUGCGUCUCGACUCUGGUUGACCUACAGGAAGGACUUCGCUCCUCUUGACGGCGCGGGGUUGACCUCUGACUGUGGGUGGGGCUGCAUGCUGCGCAGUGGACAAAUGCUGCUGGCCCAGGGGCUACUCACACACCUGAUGCCCUCAGGCUGGCAGUGGCCCGACUCCCCGCCCCUCACCGACGUGGACUUUGAGUUCCUCCGCCCGCGCUCCCCUUCCAAGACACUAGGGGGCGUUGUGUCCAUCCCCUCCCUCUCCUCCUUCUCCAGCAGCAGCAGCAACUCUUCCUCCUCCUCCUCCUCCUCGGCCCCGGGGCCUCCACCGCAGGCACCCCCCAAACGCGUUCCCAAGCCCGCGGGGGACCCGCGCAGCGAGGCGCUGCACCGCAAGCUGGUGUCCUGGUUUGGGGAUCACCCGGGCGCACCCUUCGGCCUCCACCAGAUGGUGGCGCUAGGGAGGAGCGCCGGGCGGCGGGCCGGGGACUGGUACGGCCCCUCGGUGGUCGCACACAUACUCAGGAAAGCUGUGGCUACCACUACUGAGGUGCAGAAUCUGACGGUGUACGUCGCCCAGGAUUGCACAGUUUAUAAAGAGGAUGUGGUGCACGUGUGUGAGGGAGAGGGUGACUCGAGUUGGCAGUCCGUCAUCAUCCUCGUCCCAGUCCGACUGGGCGGAGAAACACUCAACCCCACCUACAUCCAGUGUGUCAAAAACAUUUUAAAGCUGGACUGUUGUAUCGGAAUCAUUGGGGGGAAACCGAAACACUCCUUGUUCUUCAUUGGCUUUCAAGAUGAGCAACUGCUGUACUUGGAUCCACACUACUGUCAGCCCCUGGUGGAUGCCACCCAGAGCAACUUCUCACUGGAGUCUAAAAGGAUGUCCUCUCUGGGUGUUUUCCAUGCGUGGGACCCCACUGUGCCAUUGGCUUUGUUGGCAAAGAAAGACUUCGAGUCACUCUGCUCAGCCGUGGAAGAAGCUCUCUCUUCCUCUAAGGAGAAGUACCCCAUCUUCACCUUUGUAGACAGGGGGAGCCAGGACUUCAGAUUGGAUGAGCCUCACGAGGCCCCGCCCUCUCACAUCUUACCACCCAAUCCGAUGGCCAGGAGUAAAAAGCAUGGCAGCUCUGAUGACUUUGUCCUGCUGUGACUACAGCAUCUCAUAAGGGACACACUGAACUAUGGCAUCUCAGGAGGGACACACUGAACUACGGCAUCUCAGGAGUGAGACACUGAACUACGGCAUCUCAGGAGGGACACACUGAACUACGGCAUCUCAGGAGGGGGACACUCAACCGAACUGAACUGAUCUGAGUUGGAACACGAAUGAUGCUGCCCUCGUUGAGAGCUUGCUGGACUAACUGAGACGGUGUGUGUGUGUGUGUGUGUGUGUGUGUGUGAGUGAAAGAAAGUGAGCGGGGCUUGUAGUGCCCGUGUAUGUGCGUGUGCGCGUGUGUAUAGUAUAAGUAUAUAUACUUUUUUGAUCCUGUGAGGGAAAUUUGGUCUCUGCAUUUAACCCAAUCGGUGAAUUAGUGAAACACAAACAGCACUCAG
This is a messenger RNA of Alosa alosa (allis shad), 2247 nucleotides long. RefSeq names its product autophagy related 4D, cysteine peptidase a (gene atg4da). The coding region runs from base 422 to 1843 and encodes 473 amino acids. Lineage: Eukaryota; Metazoa; Chordata; Actinopteri; Clupeiformes; Clupeidae. The transcript is spliced from 11 exons. Gene Ontology annotation, molecular function: protein-phosphatidylethanolamide deconjugating activity. The record is from RefSeq and is a predicted model, not a curated record.